Molecule: messenger RNA, 1458 nt
Organism: Mycena indigotica
Lineage: Eukaryota; Fungi; Basidiomycota; Agaricomycetes; Agaricales; Mycenaceae
Exons: 5
Coding region: 1-1458 (485 amino acids)
Source: RefSeq, a predicted model, not a curated record
AUGGGCGGGGUCUCUACUAUUGGUGGAAAGCUAGAGACGGCUCUUAUUUCAAUAUCAGGUCAACCACCGAUUGGCGAUUGCAUUCUUUCCACCCUUGCAUUGGUAACAUCGUUCAGCACCCUCAUCUGCUCCAGACCUUUCUCCUGGAUAAUGCCUCGGAUCCUACACUCGCUUCUCCUCUCUCUCGUUCUCGCUGUGUUUCUUCUAUUUCCACGCCAAACUUCAGCCGGGGCAACCAAUACGACAUUCGACGAUACGGAUAGCAGUUUUUCUUGGUGGGGGACAUGGACUUCGAUAACUCCAGCAUCUCCAUGUUCGGGUUGCGCCUCUCAACCCGAUACAUCUCGAACACGUGGCGGUACUUGGCACGACGGAAAUUUCCCGGCAGGGAACACAAACCCGACGGGGGGUUCUUUCACUUUCACUGGAUCAUCUGUAUAUAUUUAUGGAAUCGACCAAUGGAACAUUCAGGCCGACAUUGUCUUCACUCUUCCUCUCGCUAGUGGGAAUGUCGUCUCUACACAUCAUUAUUCCGGAAACGAGAACUACGUCUAUUCCGUGCCCUUUUUUUCGGCUUCAGGGUUCCCUGAGAAGACUUACGCCGUUACUUGGGUUCUGGAUACCCACCAAAGCACGGGAGUGCAUGUCCAAGUAGCCUUGAUCGACUAUGCUAUUGUUACUGCGGGUGUAAACAGUGAAGCUGCUCCACCCCCGACAACUGGCGGAUCGCCGAGCACCGGAACAAGUCAAGAACAAACGGGCACCAAGCCACAGCCCAGUGGAACCGAUUCUCAGCCUGAGGCUGACUCCACACGUCGAGCGUCCUCUACUCCCAUCUCAUCUUCUCAUUCUCCAUCGGGUCAACCCUCCUCGAUCAGUCGCUCGAAGAUUUCAUCUCCAUCGAUAUCCAGCCCUGUCUCUGAGAAUAAUCCCUCUCAAACCAGUUCUGAACUUGCUGGGCACGAUCAUCGCCGAGGACUCGCAAAGAUUCUGGGCCCACUUUUCGCCGCGGUUGCGGUCUUGGUCCUCCUUUUGUUCCUGUGGUACCGCAGGCGGAAUCGACAGACACGAGGCCGCAUGGGAGCGGUGGACCAGCCUUUUCAUCGCAUGCUGCAGGGCUCUGACAUUAAUCUUGUCAGCAGCGGCUUCGUUGAUCCUCGAAAUGCCAUCGAUAAUCUCAUUCCGCUGUUUCCACAGAGCCAAGGAAAAUCAGAGAAUGACGCGGCAGCUGUUUCGACAACUCGAGAAGGUGUACAGGCUCUUGACAUACCUGGCAUUAGCCACGAAACUCGAAUGGUAUCACCCUCUCAAACGGACUCUGUCGAUGUGCGUCUACUGGCCGAACGGAUUGCGGAGCUGGAGGCAAGAGUAAAUGGGCAAACACUGCUGCCCGAUCCGGAACUUGAGCAUCCACCGCCCUAUUUUGGAAGCGCCAUGCGUGCUUCGGACCUCGGUUGA